This is a messenger RNA of Notolabrus celidotus (New Zealand spotty), 2845 nucleotides long. RefSeq names its product sialic acid-binding Ig-like lectin 14. The transcript has 9 exons. The record is from RefSeq and is a predicted model, not a curated record. The coding region runs from base 260 to 2023 and encodes 587 amino acids. NCBI's taxonomy places the organism in Eukaryota, Metazoa, Chordata, Actinopteri, Labriformes, Labridae.
AGAAAGUGGAGCAAAGAGAGCAGAGGAACAAGACAAGCAGGUAUCACACAUAAGUUGCCUUCUGUACAGAUAUAUGUUUGACAUGAACUGAAAUGCUGAGGUGACUCUUAGUUGCUUCAGUCAUCAAAGACGUUCAGGUUGGUCAAAAAUGGCUUUUGUGGAUCCUGGACCGUGUUGGAGAAAUGGUGUUUGAGUGUUUUAGAGAGUCUGAGAGAGAAGAUUUUGGGAUCGACAGUGAGGCUCAAUCAUCGAAAAAAGGAUGUUUGCUCUCCUCUGGCUGACUUUGCUCUUCAUUGCCAGUGCCAGAAGAAACAAUGCUGACGAAGUUACAUCAACAGGACACAUCCAAGAAAUAGCAGCAGAGGUCGGACUCUGUGUGGUGAUCCCGUGUUAUUUUAUCUCCAAAUCUGACUUCUCUUUGCAACAUGCAGUUUGGUACAAGUGUGAACAGAACUGUACUGAUUCUGACAUCAUACUCAGAUUGAGAAACACCUCCACACUGACUCAGUCUGAGUUGGGAAGACGAGUUUCACUAUUGGAGCCUCAUCUGAGUCAGAUGAACUGCAGCAUCAUUAUCAACGACCUCAAAAAGUCAGACUCUGGAUCAUAUCAACUCAGAGUCAUGAAUGGAACAACAUCUCACACAGCAAACAUCACUGUUAAAGAUCUGACCCAGAAGCCCACAGUGGUGAUUCCUCCUCUGACAAAGGGACAGCAGGCCACACUGAGCUGCACUGCUCCGGGUCACUGCUCUGGAUCUGAUCCUGGGAUCACCUGGACAUGGAGAAGACCUGGGGAAAAAGACACCCCCUUCCCAGGAAACAGCACAACAAAUAAGAAACAAAGCUCAGACUUGACCUUUACCCCUUCGGUCAAUCACCAUGGCAUGGAAGUAACCUGUAGGGUUCGCUUCACUAAUGACAGUACUACGGAGGAAACUAAGAUUCUGGAAGUGACAUAUGCCAAGGCACUUAAAAUCACUGGAAAGACAUCCAUAAGGAAAGGUGAUACUCUGAAUCUGACCUGCAGUCUUGACAGUUUCCCGCUAUCUGUCGUUACAUGGACCAAACCGGGCUCUAACCAGAGCCAUGAGAAUAACACUGGAUCAGUCACACUCGUUAUCACUAAUGUGAGCAUUGCACACUCAGGAGUGUACAUCUGUACAGCGAAACACGGGGAAAAAAACCUGAGGAAAGAAGUGACUGUAACAGUGGCAUUGUUUUCAAAGAUCCUCAGCAGCUCCGGAUGCAUAAAUCACUCAAAGUCUCUGACCUGCACGUGUGUCAGUGAAGGGUUUCCCUUACCCACCAUCAGAUGGCCACUGUUGGAGAACCACACAGAGAUCUACAUCAUCACCACCAUAUCCAACCACACAGUCAACAGCACCUUCACCCUGACUGUACAACAGCAAAGUUACACAAGUGUUCAGUGUGUCAGCAGCAACAAAGUCGGAGACAUAACAGAGACACUCAACAUAAAGACAGAAGAGCAAGAGCAGGAAGAUCCCCAAAUGAAAAUUUUCAGAUUUAUUACACGACUGGAAAUUGUCAUUGCAUUUUUGAUUGGUGCUCUCCUUUCUGCAAGCAUUUGCUGUUUGGUGAGAAAAUGCCACAGGACCAAACAGAGGACCUAUAGGAAUCUGGCUGAGACUCUGGAGAUGGUGACGAGUCAAGAGGAUCCAUUGAUGGCUGCUGGGCAAGCUGGGGAAAAUGGUCGGGCCAUCGACCAAGAUGCAACUCAGGGAGAAGGGGAUGCAGCCGCAGGGAAACCAGACGUGGAUUAUUCCAACCUUGAUUUCUCCAAGAUUAAAAGAAAGAGUGCUGUAGAGGCCGAGGCAGCAGAGACGGAGUAUGCUGAAAUUAAAAAAGAAGAUUUAAGAGAAGAUGAAGAAGGAAAAGACGAAGAGGAGAUGAUGGGAAAUGAAGGGGAGAAAGGGGAGUGUGUAACAGAUGAAAAGGAAGGUGAGGGUGUGUAUUCCAAUGUGGAGGACAUAAUGGGUCAGAGGGAGGAUAGUGUAGAAUGAGUGUUCAGGACACACUUCAGUCAUUUGUUCUGAUAUGAUGGCUUCUUGCUAUUUGUAUUUUUCCUGUCUGUAGUUUCUGCAACAGCUGUGUCUUUCUCUGCAGCUCUCUACGCCUGAAAGAGUUUUGGUGAAUGGACUUGGAAGAUAGCAAAGGUUGUACAGGAAUAGAAAGGAUUUUGUUGGAAAAUGUUGUUCGAACAGCAGUGUGUCAAAAAACAUGAGUGAAUAUUAAAUGUACAGAUCAUUUAUGAAUUCAAAAAGCCUGAAGUAUAAAAAUGUUAAAAGCUAUUUUAAAAAAUAUUUAAGGUAAAUGUCUUAUAUUUUUCAUUUCUGUACACAGAUUUUUUUUAUUGUUUGAAAAUUGCUUCUUAUAAUUUUAUUAGUGCAUCAUUGUUCACUGUAUCAUGCUGCGUUUAUGGUUGUAAAUAAAUAUUUGGAAUUGGAAAAUAUGUUUCUAUAAAUGUAGACUGAAUCUAAGGGGCUAAAGUUGAAUCAAUUCCCCACAGAUUUAUUAUGAAAUGUUGCUGCUGCUGUCUAAAGGAAGUGUCUGUGAGUUCACAUAAGGCUUAGAGCACAUUCAUGCAGUGUCAAAGCAAAACAGUAGAUAGACAGUUUGGGGUGAGAACUUAACUGCUGUCUUACAAUGAGGUAAGAGAGAAGAUUGAUGACAUUCACAGGUCUGCUUUUUAAAUAUGGAGAUAGUGAGCAAACAGUAAGCUAAGCUAACUAGAAGAGUCUAGUUUGUCUCAAAGAUGUGGCACCACAUUUUCACUCAAAAUGUAAAACUCUGCAAAACAAUAAAAUAAAGUGUGAGAAAGUGAA